Ylistrum balloti is the source of this 2019-nucleotide messenger RNA. RefSeq names its product mucin-4-like. The coding region runs from base 1 to 2019 and encodes 672 amino acids. The record is from RefSeq and is a predicted model, not a curated record. NCBI's taxonomy places the organism in Eukaryota, Metazoa, Mollusca, Bivalvia, Pectinida, Pectinidae. The transcript has 2 exons.
AUGGCGGCGCCAGUUUCAAGAAAGAUAGGGAUAGACCAUGGAGCAGAAGUUGUACACGUGUCCACAGAGUCCAUUUCAGUGUUCCUACCUGUGCCCCUUACAGUGUCCAUAGAGUCCGUUACAGUGUCCCUACCUGUGCCCCUUACAGUGUCCACAGAGUCCGUUACAGUGUCCCUACCUGUGCCCCUUACAGUGUCCACAGAGUCCAUGACAGUGUCCCUACCUGUGCCCCUUACAGUGUCCAUAGAGUCCGUUACAGUGUCCCUACCUGUGCCCCUUACAGUGUCCACAGAGUCCAUUUCAGUGUUCCUACCUGUGCCCCUUACAGUGUCCACAGAGUCCAUUUCAGUGUCCCUACCUGUGCCCCUUACAGUGUCCACAGAGUCCAUUACAGUGUCCCUACCUGUGCCCCUUACAGUGUCCACAGAGUCCAUUACAGUGUCCCUACCUGUGCCCCUUACAGUGUCCACAGAGUCCAUUACAGUGUCCCUACCUGUGUCCCUUACAGUGUCCACAGAGUCCGUUACAGUGUCCCUACCUGUGUCCCUUACAGUGUCCACAGAGUCCGUUACAGUGUCCCUACCUGUGCCCCUUACAGUGUCCACAGAGUCCAUUUCAGUGUUCCUACCUGUGCCCCUUACAGUGUCCACAGAGUCCAUUUCAGUGUUCCUACCUGUGCCCCUUACAGUGUCCAUAGAGUCCGUUACAGUGUCCCUACCUGUGCCCCUUACAGUGUCCAUAGAGUCCGUUACAGUGUCCCUACCUGUGCCCCUUACAGUGUCCACAGAGUCCAUUUCAGUGUUCCUACCUGUGCCCCUUACAGUGUCCACAGAGUCCAUUUCAGUGUUUCUACCUGUGCCCCUUACAGUGUCCAUAGAGUUCGUUACAGUGUCCCUACCUGUGUCCCUUACAGUGUCCACAGAGUCCGUUACAGUGUCCCUACCUGUGCCCCUUACAGUGUCCACAGAGUCCAUUUCAGUGUUCCUACCUGUGCCCCUUACAGUGUCCACAGAGUCCAUUUCAGUGUUCCUACCUGUGCCCCUUACAGUGUCCAUAGAGUCCGUUACAGUGUCCCUACCUGUGCCCCUUACAGUGUCCACAGAGUCCAUUUCAGUGUUCCUACCUGUGCCCCUUACAGUGUCCACAGAGUCCAUUUCAGUGUUCCUACCUGUGCCCCUUACAGUGUCCAUAGAGUCCGUUACAGUGUCCCUACCUGUGCCCCUUACAGUGUCCAUAGAGUCCGUUACAGUGUCCCUACCUGUGCCCCUUACAGUGUCCACAGAGUCCGUUACAGUGUCCCUACCUGUGCCCCUUACAGUGUCCACAGAGUCCGUUACAGUGUCCCUACCUGUGCCCCUUACAGUGUCCACAGAGUCCAUUUCAGUGUUCCUACCUGUGCCCCUUACAGUGUCCAUAGAGUCCGUUACAGUGUCCCUACCUGUGCCCCUUACAGUGUCCAUAGAGUCCGUUACAGUGUCCCUACCUGUGCCCCUUACAGUGUCCACAGAGUCCGUUACAGUGUCCCUACCUGUGCCCCUUACAGUGUCCACAGAGUCCGUUACAGUGUCCCUACCUGUGCCCCUUACAGUGUCCAUAGAGUCCGUUACAGUGUCCCUACCUGUGCCCCUUACAGUGUCCAUAGAGUCCGUUACAGUGUCCCUACCUGUGCCCCUUACAGUGUCCAUAGAGUCCGUUACAGUGUCCCUACCUGUGCCCCUUACAGUGUCCACAGAGUCCAUGACAGUGUUCCUACCUGUGCCCCUUACAGUGUCCACAGAGUCCAUUACAGUGUCCCUAACAGCGUCCCUACUAGUGUCCCUUCCAGCUUCCCUUAUCGUGUUCCUUACAAUGUCCCUUACUCUGUCCCUUACAGCGUCCCUUAUAGUGCCCCUUACAGUGUCCCUUACAGUGCCCUACCGUGCCUCUGACGCUGUCUAUAACAAUUUCCCUAACAAAGUCCCUAACAGUGUCAUACCAAAUCUGUUGGUGUAUAUAAUUAUGUACACCGAAGUUCGCUAA